AUGGUCAUCUCAGCUGAAGCCAAAACUGUUGCAAAGACUGGGAUGAUCCUCCUGGCCAGCGAGAUCACAUCCAGAGCGGCUGUUGACUACCAGAAAGUUGUGCGUGAUACAAUCAAACAUGUUGGUUAUGAUGAUUCUUCCAAAGGUAAGUGCCUCCAGCCACUUGAUUUGAUUACUGCCUUGGAGCAGCAGUUUCCUGAUAUUGCCCAGGGAGUCCAUGUAGACAGGAAUGAAGAGGAUAUUGGUGCUGGGGACCAGGGCUUGAUGUUCAGUUAUGCUACAGAUGAAACUGAGGAGUGCAUGCCCCUGACCAUUGUCUUAGCACACAAGCUGAAUGCCAAGCUGGCAGACCUGCGUCGCAAUGGCACCUUGCCCUGGCUGCGACCCGACUCUAAAACUCAGGUAAGUGGAGCCCUGUCAUACACUGCAGUAAUGGGCAUGUACGAGAGAGCCUGGCUAUAGCAAGCCAAGAGCAGAAUGAAUUUCCGCCUUUGGGGAGUGGUGGACCAAUAAUGAAAUGACUCUAGUUUGUAUUCUCAGUCCUACU
Messenger RNA from Terrapene triunguis (Three-toed box turtle), 547 nucleotides. RefSeq names its product S-adenosylmethionine synthase-like. Gene Ontology annotation, biological process: S-adenosylmethionine biosynthetic process. Lineage: Eukaryota; Metazoa; Chordata; Testudines; Emydidae. The transcript has 4 exons. Gene Ontology annotation, cellular component: cytosol; methionine adenosyltransferase complex. The record is from RefSeq and is a predicted model, not a curated record. Bases 1 to 462 code for a protein of 153 amino acids. Gene Ontology annotation, molecular function: methionine adenosyltransferase activity; ATP binding.